AUGGCGAAUCGACGUUGUAUUCAAAACCUAAAUCGUCAUCUCCAAUUCCUAAGAACCCGAGCUCCGCACCUGAAUCCCCAAUUUCUUGCGCCUACCUCGAAAUACACUCCCCACUCCGCCUCGACUCCCAAAUCACUACAUCGCUUAUUCAACAGUAAUGAUAUUAACGCACAGAGUGUAUUUUUCCGGCACUUCUGUUCCAAAAAUCGAAAUGAUGAUACUGACGAAGAAGAAGAUGAGGAUGAUGAUUACGAAAGUGAAGGAGAAGACAGAGAGAGUGCGGAUGAUGAGAGGGAAAAUGAAAGAGCUGUAUUGUCUCCCGAGGAUAAAGAAAAAGAGGCAGCGGAAAUCGGGUACAAAGUAGUAAGUCCGCUUCAAAAGUCUGACCGGGUCUUCAAACCAUACGAACCGGUUUUUGCUGUGGUUCAGAUUGGGUCACAUCAGUUUAAGGUGAGCAAUGGGGAUUGCAUAUACGCAGAGAAAUUGAAGUACUGCGACGUUAAUGACAAGUUGAUCCUCAAUAAGGUUCUUAUGUUGGGAUCAAAAACUCAAACAAUCAUUGGUCGACCAAUUUUGCUGGAUGCUGCUGUUCAUGCUGUUGUUGAGGAGCAUGCACUAGAUGCGAAAGUGAUCAUAUUUAAGAAAAAGAGAAGGAAGAAUUAUAGAAGAACCAAAGGACAUCGCCAGGAAUUGACAAAAUUGAGGAUAACAGAUAUAUCAGGGAUUGAGAAGCCAGAAAAUAUGCCAUCUUUGAAGACGGAGAAGAAAGAGAAGAUACCAUCUUUGAAGACGGACAAGAAAGAAAAGCAAGAAAAGAUACCUGUUGCAGCUUAA
This is a messenger RNA of Fraxinus pennsylvanica, 834 nucleotides long. The record is from the annotation of a GenBank genome assembly. NCBI's taxonomy places the organism in Eukaryota, Viridiplantae, Streptophyta, Magnoliopsida, Lamiales, Oleaceae.